AUGGCUGUUUCUGUUUUCCAAUGUAGAAAGGUCUUCCAGAAUGCCCUGACCAUACCUGCUGCUGCUCCUUCCACUGAUGUGUACUAUCAACUGGAGGAUGUCCAGUACAUAUACAGAAAACAGGCCACUGUGCAGGAGAACAAAAAAGAAGACACUGGGGUUGAGGACCCCCAACCUUCUCUUCAAAAAUAUUCUCAGCCUGGACAUCUCAACAUAGGUGCCAUUGCUUCUCAGAGUGUAUUCAUCACCACCGAUCAAAUUCCAGAAUUCAAUGAAUCUCCAGAACAACUAACAUCUGACUUCCUCAUGGUUGUGACGAAGAAUUACCAACACAUCUUGGCCUUGGUAUUUGCUAUAAAGGAAAUUAAUGAAAAUCCCCAUAUUUUACCAAAUGUCACCCUGGGAUUUAAUAUCUAUGAUAGCUAUUUGAUGGCGAAAUGGACCUAUCAGGGCACAAUGCAACUUCUUUCCACAAGGAACAAGUUUGUCCCCAACUACAAAUGUGAUAUCCAGGAUAAUCUAAUCACAGUCAUUGGGGGACUAUACUCUGAUACCUCCUAUCAGAUAGCAAAUGUUUUGGGCAUCUACAAGAUUCCACAGCUCUUGUAUGGGUUUGCUCCAGGGAUGACUGAUAGUAUCCAAGUCCCUGCCUACUUUCGGAUGGUCCCAAAUGAAGCCUAUCAAUACAGGGGAAUUCUCCAGUUACUUCUCCAUUUUGGGUGGAUAUGGACUGGGUUAAUUGCUGACAAUAAAGAGAAUGGAGAAAGGUUUGUGCAGAACAUACUUCCAGAUUUUUCUGAGCAUGGUGUUUGUUUUGACUUCAUAGAAAUAUUUUCCAAGUUACGGUUUUAUGAUGCAAUGGACGAGAUGAACAAAUGGGCAUACAGGAUAUAUGAUAAAGUCAUGAGCAGCAGAGCCAAUUCUAUUGUCUUUUACGGAGAAGCUAAUUCCAUGAUAACUUUGAGAUGGCUGCUAAAUAUACCAAACAUGCAAGAUGGUAUAAAAGAGCCAAAGUAUAAAGUGUGGAUUCUGACAGCUCAGAUGGAAUUCACAUCAAUUAUCUUACAAAAGGGUUGGGGGAUCGCUGCCCUCCAUGGAGCCAUAUCAUUUGCAGUUCACUCCAAUGAGUUACCAGGCUUCCAAACAUUUAUUCGAAGCCGAAACCUCUUCAGAACAAAAGAAGAUGAAUUCCUAAAGAUCUUCUGGGUCCAGGCAUUUAGCUGUGAAAUCCCAAAUAUGGAUCUCAGUGAAGAGAAUGAGAAUAUCUGCACUGGAGAGGAGGGUCUAGAGAACCUUCCUGGGACUUUUUUUGAAAUGAAUAUAACAGCCUACAGCUACAAUAUCUACAACUCUGUCUAUGCUGUUGCCCAUGCUUUACAUGCCAUGUAUUUUUCCAAAUCCAGAAGAAGAGAAAUGAUGAAUGGAGAGAAAGGGAAACUUCAGAAUCAGCAGCCAUGGCAGCUCUACCAUUUUCUGAAACAUGUGUCAUUUAACAACAGUGCUGGAGACAAGAUUUCCUUCGAUCAAAAUAGGGUAUUAGUUGCAGGAUUUGACGUUAUAAACUGGGUCACAUAUUCAAACCAAUCUUUUUUUAGAGUAAAAGUUGGAAAGAUGGAUACCCAGGCUCCACCAGACCAUGCAUUCACUAUUAAUAAGGAUGGCAUUGUAUGGCACAGUCGGUUUAACCAGACACAGCCCCUUUCUCUAUGUAACGACCACUGCUAUCCUGGAUAUAGCAAGAGGAUUUUGGAAGGGGAGCCGCCCUGCUGCUAUGAUUGCAUUCCAUGUCCAGAAGGGAAGACAUCUGACCAGAAAGACAUGGUAAGCUGUUUCCAGUGCAAAGAUGGUCAUUAUCCAAACAAGUAUCAAAAUGGAUGCAUUCCCAAAGUUGUAACAUUUUUGUCUUAUAAUGAACCUUUGGGGAUUGGUUUAGCUAUUAGUGCAAUUUCCUGCUCAUUAGUCACAGGACUGGUGUUAAGAACAUUUAUGAAACAUCACAACACUCCCAUCGUCAAAGCCAACAACCGGAAUCUCACCUAUACUCUCCUAAUCUCCCUCUUCCUCUGUUUCCUGUGUGCAUUGUUAUUCAUAGGUCAACCUAGUAAGGGGAAGUGUCUCCUCCGCCAACCUGCUUUUGGCAUCAUCUUCUCAAUGGCUGUUUCUUCUGUGUUGGCAAAAACCAUCACCGUGGUGUUGGCUUUCAUGGCCACGAAGCCAGGUGCCACAGUGAGGAAAUGGUUAGGGAAAAGGCUUUCAAACUCCAUUGUUCUUGCUGGCUCACUUGUUCAAGUGGGCAUUUGUACAGUGUGGCUGGCAAUUUCUUCCCCAUUUCCAGAUGUUGACAUGCAUUCAGUGCCAGAAGAAAUCAUAUUGGAAUGUAAUGAGGCAUCACACACCAUGUUUUACUGUGUCCUUGGCUAUAUGGGCUUUCUAGCAAUUGCCAGCUUCACCGUGGCCUUUCUUGCUAGGAAGCUACCAGACAGUUUCAAUGAAGCCAAAUUUAUCACGUUCAGCAUGUUGGUCUUUUGCAGUGUUUGGCUAUCCUUUGUUCCAACCUACCUGAGCACCAAAGGAAAAUACAUGGUAGCUGUGGAGAUCUUCUCAAUCUUAGCCUCCAGUGCUGGGCUGCUGAGCUUCAUCUUUUUCCCCAAGUGCUACAUUAUUCUUGUGAAGCCUGAGCUGAACAAUAAGGAACACGUAAUAAAUAAAAACUACUGA
Molecule: messenger RNA, 2718 nt
Organism: Elgaria multicarinata webbii
Lineage: Eukaryota; Metazoa; Chordata; Lepidosauria; Squamata; Anguidae
Product: vomeronasal type-2 receptor 26-like
Exons: 8
Coding region: 1-2718 (905 amino acids)
Biological process (GO): G protein-coupled receptor signaling pathway
Cellular component (GO): plasma membrane
Molecular function (GO): G protein-coupled receptor activity
Source: RefSeq, a predicted model, not a curated record